CCGGCCAGACAGGAGGAGACUCCCAACUCACACAACAACGACAGCCACCGCCACGCCCAUCUUCCCUUGCCUUGCUCACACCGAACGCCUCCCCAUCCAUCCAUCUCCUUCCCUCAAUAAAACGAGCCCAUCUCACUCAGCUCCGUCCGCAUCAGCUCCAUCGCCAUUAAUCAUCCUGUGCACGUCAUAAGAAGUGACAAGCAGCAGCAGCCAUGGGCAAGAAGCUCGCCCUCGCCUCCCUCUUCUUUGCUGGCGGUAGCGUCGAUUCCGCCGCCACCGGGAGCCUAUCGCCUCCCUACUCUCCUCCGCCGUCCGUUUCCGCCGUGUCCUCCGGCAGCACGGCCGCCUACUGGCAAUGGCCCUCCUGCGCGCAGGCCAGGACCGCGUCCUUCGACGGCCGCAGCAGCGUGGAGGCGGAGGCGUCGUCGUCGGCGUGGGCGCGCCGGGACUGCUGCAGGACGACCCGCGUGAUCACGAACCCGGCCUACUGCGACGACGACACGGCUGACAGCUCCUUCGUCUCCGCCACGGGCUCGUCCUCGGCUUCCACUGCGGCGCCGGAGCCGGAGCCCUCGGUCGAGGAGGCGGUAAUCCGCGGGAUCCGGGCGUCGAGCCGGCUCUUCUUCGAGCCCGAGGCGACGAAAUCCAUCGUGACGACGAGCAAGCCGGCGUUCGGUGGGGCGACGGCGCUGGCCAUCGACUCCGCGGACCCGUACGGCGACUUCCGGCGGUCCAUGGAGGAGAUGGUGCUGAGCCGCGGCGGCGGCAGGGGCGAGGACGACUGGGGGUGGCUGGAGGAGAUGCUGGGGUGGUACCUCCGCGCCAACGGCAAGAAGACCCACGGCCUCAUCGUCGGCGCCUUCGUCGACCUGCUCGUCGGCCUCUCCGCCGUCAACAACAAGCAGAGCGGCCGGUGCUAGCUAGGAUCAUCUAAUACCAUGCGUGCGUGCAAUGCGAUUGCUUACGGAAGAAAUUCUGCCACACCAUUGUCCGAUCCAUUGGUGGCAUCAGCAAUUCGAUCGAGUCGAGCGAGAGGUGUAUGCAUGUGUUGUGUUUGUUUGAGAGCAUAUGCGUGUCUGUAGUAUAUGUAUUCUAGACGUUGACUGUUCAAUUAUUUGAUGAUUGCACAUUUGCUA
Triticum urartu is the source of this 1136-nucleotide messenger RNA. RefSeq lists its product as uncharacterized. The record is from RefSeq and is a predicted model, not a curated record. Lineage: Eukaryota; Viridiplantae; Streptophyta; Magnoliopsida; Poales; Poaceae. Gene Ontology annotation, biological process: negative regulation of DNA-templated transcription.